GACAAAUGGUAAUAUGCCUACCUGGGGAAUGUACAGACUCAGCAGCAUGCGAUGCAACUUGCAAAUCUAAAGGAUACCAAGGAGGCGUUUGUGUAUUCAUCAGUGUUGACGCAAAGUCCGGUGAUUGUUGCUGCAAAACUAAGAAUUUUGAAUCUCAUGAUGAUUCUUCCAUAUCUGAUGCUACCAAUACAGUGAAUCUAUAUAUUCAUCGCCUUGGCUCUUGUAGGCUUGUUGUAGCUUGUCUGGUCCGUGAAGGCACUAAGCCACCGAAAAAAACGAAAAUUGAUUUGAUCGAUCGCUACCUAAGAAUGGACCCAAAAUCGCCGGAAUUUAUCAUGGAUCCGCCGCUUCACAGCUUAGGAUUCGUGUUCGAAGAGCUCUCCGCCACCAGAGUUUCCGGCCGCCUCACCGUAACUGAAAAAUGCUGCCAGCCGUUCAAGGUCCUUCACGGCGGCGUAUCCGCUCUGAUAGCCGAGGGAGUCGCUAGUCUCGGCGCCGGAAUCGCCUCUGGUUAUAAACGCGUCGCCGGUAUCCAUCUCUCGAUUCACCAUAUCCGACCUGCUGCCCUCGGCGAUUCCGUCUUCGCCGAAUCUUUUCCAGUCUCCGUCGGCAAGAAUAUCCAGGUAUGGGAGGUCCGGUUAUGGAAAACCAAGAAAACCGAGGAACAAGACAAGAAGGUAAUGGUAUCAACAUCCCGGGUCACUCUCUACUGCGGUGUACCUAUACCGGACCAUGUUAAAGAUGCUCCGGAGCAGGUGAAGAAGUUUGUAUCCAAAUUUUUCUCGAAUUCAGACGUCGAUGGUCUGUCGUUUUUCUUUUCACACACACUGGACUGGAGUGUAGCAGCGAUGCCUAAUUUUUCAGUUAACGUUCCCCAACUCUCAGCCCUUUACAGUAUAAAAACGCCAAAAGCGAAAAUGAAUCUAUGCGCCGAUCAGGUGUUCGACGGAAUGCUGCUGUGUGGAGAUAUGUCAACGAAGUUGAGGUUUGCUUCUUCUUCUCCUCCCGUUUUAAUGGCGGGAUUACCUGACCCGAGGAAAAGCAACCAGAGGAGAUCUCUCAGGAUGAACAAGUGCAGAGCCGCCGGAGCUGACGGCGGACGCGUGACCGUCGGAGACGACGUCUUUUCGGUUACGACUUCUUCUAAGUACGAAGUGGACUAUCUGGGUCAAAGCACCAAGGGAGAUUUGAAUCUCAAGCUUGACCCGCUUCAGUCAUUUGAAAAUGGGCAGGCUACGUUGGAGGGACCAAUUGAGGAGGUAGCGAGGACAGAGGCUCAAGCGGCUGAAAAUCUGAUUAGAGAAUUGGGUAUCCAAGGUCCUUUCUCUGCGCAACACUCUCCUCGUGGUAUUUUUUGUAGUCGUACAUUGAAUCUACGGUCCAUUAGUGCAAUCGGAUAUGAUAUGGAUUACACUCUGAUGCACUACAAUGUCAUGGCUUGGGAAGGAAGAGCUUAUGACUAUUGCAUGGAAAAUCUAAAGACUAUGGGCUUCCCUGUUGAUGGACUUUCUUUUGAUCCGGAACUGGUUAUCAGGGGUCUCAUGAUCGACAAAGAGAAAGGUAAUUUAGUCAAGGCUGAUAGAUUUGGAUAUGUGAAGAGAGCCAUGCACGGCACAAAGAUGUUAUCAAAUAAAGCUGUAAGUGAGAUCUACGGAAGGGAGUUAGUUGAUCUGCGGAACCAGAGUCGUUGGGAGUUUCUCAAUACAUUUUUUUCUGUGUCAGAGGCUCUGGCUUAUGCGCAGAUGGUUGAUAGAUUGGAUGAUGGAUGUAUAUCGGCAGAUCUUGGCACUCUUGAUUAUAAAGGACUGUACAAGGCUGUUGCAAAAGCUCUCUUCAGAGCACAUGUUGAAGGACAACUUAAGAGUGAGAUAAUGUCUAAGCCGGAACUAUUUGUGGAGCCAGACCCAGAGUUACCUUUAGCUCUUUUAGAUCAAAAGGAGGCUGGUAAAAAGCUCUUGCUUAUCACAAACUCAGAUUAUCACUACACAAACAAAAUGAUGAAGCAUUCGUUUAAUAAAUUCCUUCCCAAUGACAUGGACUGGCGAGAUCUUUUUGACAUGGUGAUAGUUUCUGCGAGAAAACCAGAGUUCUUCCAGAUGUCGCACCCUUUGUACGAGGUUGUGACUGGAGAGGGUUUGAUGCGUCCAUGCUUUAAGGCUGAAACAGGAGGUUUGUACUCGGGAGGAAGUGCUCAGAUGGUAGAAAGUUCACUCAACGUUCAUGGAGAUGAGAUUUUGUAUGUUGGUGACCACAUCUACACUGAUGUCAGCGUAUCCAAAGUCCAUCUCAGGUGGAGAACUGCAUUGAUUUGCCGUGAACUUGAAGAAGAGUACAUGGCUCUAAUUGGCAGCCGUGGUCACCGAGAAGAGCUAAUAGAGCUUAUAAAUCAGAAAGAGGUGGUUGGGGAUCUUUUUAACCAGCUUCGGCUUGCUCUUCAAAGACGAAGCAAAGGCCGUCCUGCUCAGACCCUCGCUGCUACCAACUUGGAUGAUCAAGAGCUGACAGAGACCAUGCAGAAGCUUCUCAUUGUAAUGCAAAGACUAGAUGACAAGAUUGGUCUAAUGCUUGAAACAGACGGCGAGCUCUUCAAUAAAAGGUGGGGAUUCCUUUCGCGGGCGGGUUUGUGGGACAAAAGCCACUUGAUGAGACAAAUCGAAAAGUAUGCUGAUAUAUACACAUCAAGAGUCUCCAACUUCCUCAACUACACACCCUUCAUGUACUUCCGCUCGCAAGAGCAGUCACUGGCUCACGAUUCUCCUCUUCCUGAUGCGGCUGCUAUGGAAAAC
Messenger RNA from Thlaspi arvense, 2786 nucleotides. NCBI's taxonomy places the organism in Eukaryota, Viridiplantae, Streptophyta, Magnoliopsida, Brassicales, Brassicaceae. The record is from the annotation of a GenBank genome assembly.